This is a messenger RNA of Triticum aestivum (bread wheat), 913 nucleotides long. Its product is annotated as non-specific lipid transfer protein GPI-anchored 23-like. The coding region runs from base 78 to 671 and encodes 197 amino acids. The record is from RefSeq and is a predicted model, not a curated record. The transcript has 3 exons. NCBI's taxonomy places the organism in Eukaryota, Viridiplantae, Streptophyta, Magnoliopsida, Poales, Poaceae.
CUGAUCACCAACCAUAAGACGUUCGUCGCACCAUUCACAUCUGGCCAGCAAGCACAAACCAAGAAAGAGACCGACCCAUGGCGGCAUCCAAGUCCCAUCUCGCCUGCUUCUUCCUCGCCGUCGCCGUCCUGACUGCCGCCGCCGCGCCCGAGCCUUCGCUUUCGGCGGCCGUCACGGCCAGGGCCCCCGCUCCCUCCCCCAACGGCGACUUAGUAGCGAAACCAUCAUCAUGGUCAUGGUGCAUCAUCCCCUGCUUUUCGUUUAUACCACAGAUAUUGUGUAUACCACCCAUAUUCUGUCCACCGACGCCGCCACCACCGGCGCCGGCACCGCCGCCCCCGCCCACAUCGAAGCCUCAGCCGAAGGAGUGCCGGACGCCGCUGAUGGGGCUGAUGCCAUGCAAGGAUUUCCUCACCAACAGCGCCGCGCCGGAGCCUCCGAAGCAGGGCAAGUGCUGCGACGGCCUCAGGUCGCUCGUCCAAGACGCUCCCAUCUGCCUCUGCCGCAUACUGGAGGGCACCGACCUCGACAAGCUCAUGUCUGCGACCGUGGAUAGAGAGAAAUUCAUUCGGACGAUGAUCAUCUGCGACUCGAGCCCCGGUGAAUUUGGUUCUUGUGAAGGACCCGUGCCACCGAUGAGGGCCGCACCUACCCCUAAAGCUGCUCCAUAAUCGGGCAAGUCAGAGCCAUCGUCCUCGUACGUAAUAGCAGCAUUACAGAAACAAGAUGCAUGUGCGGAAGCUGAAGAUGCCGUAUGUCAAGAUCCGUUAGCAUCAUUUUUAGAAGAGAGUGCUAGUUCUUAGUUCGAUUUAGGGAGAAUGUGUAGCUUCAUUUGUGACAAGACAUUAUUUGUCACCGUCCAACUAUAUGUUUCUUUACGAAAGUGUGCAACCGUUGCUAUGUGUUUGAUUAA